GUGCUGUAGAUAGACCCUCCUCCUCAUCCUUUAAAGUCAUCAGGAAGUUUGUUUUUUUAACAAAGAGCUGUGAAAGGUGUUGUGCUUCACUUCUCUUUGAAAAGCCUGAGACACAGUUGGACUAACUCUGAAGUCAGGAGCUUGAAGCCUCAGCAUGAUGAACCGUCCACAGAAAUACAUAGAAGGUGAAGCUCUUCACUCUCAACAUGCAAAAUCAAACAAUGCGUUAAAGCUCAGAGUGGCCGUGCUGGUUGUCUGUGUUCUCCUGGUAUCGGCUCUCGUGGUAACUUAUCUCUUGUUGGAGCUUUUGAAAACCAGGGACAUGCUCAGAAACCUUGAGAUGAAGCAGGAAACUGUAAAAGCUGAUGUCACAGAGAGACCAUGUAGUACAGUGCAGCCCACAUGCCCGGAGCCUGAAGCAAAAAUUAUAACACAACCGUGCAGCCCAAUACAAACUACAAGCCCACAACCUCCUGAAAUAAACAUGAUAAAACAAUCACACAGCACGAUACCGACUACAACCCCACAACUUCCUGAUAUAACUAUGAAUGAUCCAUGUUAUAAAUGUGAAGACGGCUGGAAUCAAAAUGGAGAAGAGUGCUAUUAUUUCUCCAGCAGUGAAUCAUCCUGGAAUGAGAGCAGAACUGAAUGUAGGACUAGAGGAGGAGACCUGGUUAAGAUAGACAGCAGUGACGAGCAGAGAUUCUUGCAGACAAAAACUGGAUAUUUCUGGAUCGGACUGACAGACUCAGCAGAAGAGGGCAGAUGGCUGUGGGUGGACGGAUCACCACUGAAUGAAAGCUUAACGUUUUGGUUCGAUGACCAGCCAAAUAGUUAUCCCGUGGAAGAUCCUGAUGGAGAGGACUGUGCGAUGAUGGGGCACUGGGGGAUAAUGCUUUGGUUUGAUUAUCCCUGCAAAGUAACUCUUAGAAGUAUUUGUGAGAAAGCAGCUGUGGCUGUGUGUGUCUAAAAUUCAGUUCAGCAUAAAAAAAAAAAGAACAGUGGAAGUAAAGGACACAUUGAGACAAUUUUUCCAAAGCUAAUGCUGCAAACAUUUAAAGCUUCCAUUCAGAAAUGUUUAA
Oreochromis niloticus (Nile tilapia) is the source of this 1082-nucleotide messenger RNA. Its product is annotated as C-type lectin domain family 4 member E. The coding region runs from base 155 to 970 and encodes 271 amino acids. NCBI's taxonomy places the organism in Eukaryota, Metazoa, Chordata, Actinopteri, Cichliformes, Cichlidae. The record is from RefSeq and is a predicted model, not a curated record. The transcript has 10 exons.